Molecule: messenger RNA, 747 nt
Organism: Acanthosepion pharaonis
Lineage: Eukaryota; Metazoa; Mollusca; Cephalopoda; Sepiida; Sepiidae
Source: the annotation of a GenBank genome assembly
AUGAUCCUUCAUGUAAUUCCCCUCCCCUCAUCACUUGUGACCUCACUUUACAAAAAAACCCCUCUUACCUGGGCUUCUACUGCUCACACAUCUCUCUUCUUCAUGUACGUUGUUCAUAUAUCUAUCUAUCUAUCUAUCUAUCUAUCUAUCUAUCUAUCUAUCUAUUCAAGGUUGUUCAUAUCUAUCUAUCUAUGCCUGUUCAUAUCUACCUAUCUAUCUAUGGCUGUUCAUAUCUAUCUAUCUAUGGCUGUUCAUAUCUAUCUAUCUAUCUAUCUAUCUAUCUAUCUAUCUAUCUAUCUAUCUAAGGCUGUUCAUAUCUAUCUAUCUAUCUAUGGCUAUUCAUAUCUAUCUAUCUAUCUAUAUAUCUAUCUAUCUAUCUAUCUAUAUAAGGUUGCAUAUUCAUCUAUAUCUAUCUAUCUAUGCCUGUUCAUAUCUAUAUCUAUCUAUCUAUGGCUGUUCAUAUCUAUCUAUCUAUCUAUCUAUCUAUCUAAGGCUGUUCAUAUCUAUCUAUAUAUCUAUGGCUAUUCAUAUCUAUCUAUCUAUCUAUCUAUCUAUCUAAGGCUGUUCAUAUCUAUCUAUGGCUAUUCAUAUCUAUCUAUCUAUCUAUCUAAGGCUGUUCAUAUCUAUCUAUCCAUCUAUCUAUCUAUCUAUCUAUCUAUCUAUCUAUCUAUCUACAGAAUAUCUGCUCAUUUCAAAGCCAAACAACUGACAACACCAGACGCAAACAACUGGCAUUUUCACAUGUAA